AUGGGUUCUGACUCAGAUCGUGUUACUGCUCUUAUUGAUAAAUUAGCACUUGAAUUUAAGGUUCGUGGUAUGGGUGUGCCUUCUUUCUUCUUGGGAAUAGAAACUGUCCUGUUAUCUGGCGGUAUGCUUUUAUCCCAACAACGGUACAUGAAGGAUAUUCUCAAAUGUGCUGGCAUGGUGGACUGCAAGUCAGUAAUCACACCUGUCUCUUCUGCGAAAAUCACAGACGACGUGGUCGUUCCCUAUGCCGAUCCAACACAAUACAGGAGUCUUGCUGGUGCUCUCCAGUAUCUUACGAGAGUCCUGCGGUAUGUCAAAGGCACCCUGAAUCUUGGCCUGCGUAUUUCUCGAUCUACAUCUAUGGAUAUUCACGCCUAUUCUGACUCAGAUUGGGCUGGCGAUCCAAAUGACCGCAAAUCUACUAGUGACUUUGCUGUGUUUUGUGGCACGUUUUUCGACUGA
This is a messenger RNA of Ipomoea nil (Japanese morning glory), 462 nucleotides long. RefSeq lists its product as uncharacterized. Lineage: Eukaryota; Viridiplantae; Streptophyta; Magnoliopsida; Solanales; Convolvulaceae. Bases 1 to 462 code for a protein of 153 amino acids. The record is from RefSeq and is a predicted model, not a curated record. The transcript has 2 exons.